UGCGAACAAUGGGUGAAAAACAGCGAAAACUACAAAAUCCGUGAAAUAUUUGGCAAAAACUUACGACAACUUCGCUACAGAACUGUCUGCGAGAAACACUUCUUCACGUAUGAGAUAAUCAAUUACAAGAACCGCAAACAACUCAUCAGCUCAUCCGUGCCUAAGAUCCUGAUGCCGGGUCAGACAUCGCUCGUACAUCCCGGUGCCAGUGGUAGUGUGGGGACAGUCGGCGCACAACUGCCUACCGCUACCACGAAAUCGAUCGGUAAACCUGAGGCCAAUCACCACACACUCAGCCAAUCAGUGAUAAGCAACAUAUCGGCGCCAAACAGGCGCUUGUCAUCAGACAUAUCGUCGGGCGAUGAGGACAUGGAUGACGACGACAUGGACUCGCAUUUAUCUGAAGACAACUUCAUCGACAAGAGUUUGAAGAAUUUGGAGCAAAUCGAGAGAACCAUUAACUCAUUGCUUAGUAAACAGUCAUUAGAGGCUCACCUGUCCACCGAUGGACAGGUAGGCAGUGAUAAUCUCAGUAUAAGUGGUGGUGAGAGACCGGACAUGCAGUCGUCCGACCAGUCAUUUGAUGGCAAUGAGUGUCAGGACGAAGAUCUGGUCGAAAAGCUACUGAAUUUCGAGCAAAUAUUGACCGAAAAUGAUGGCACCUUUGCCUCAAAUCUCAGCUCAAUUCAGACAUUAAUUAGUCAGUCCUUGUUUGGACACCAGUCAGGGUAUAACCCCCCGAACGCCAACGACAAGCAAAAGCGCAAAUGUCUGACGAUAUCUGAGAAACUGGAAAUAAUUCAGGACUUCAACGACGGCAUGAAGCGGACGGACAUUAUGCGGAAGUACUGUCUGCCAUACCAGUCCUCCCUGAGCGCCAUUCUCCGCAAUAAAGACAAAUACAUCGAAUACAUCACCAAAGGGUUCGGCAGAGAGGAUAAGCUGAAGCGCGUGAAGUCGCGGAGGGGUUGGGUGGUCCCCAAAGCCACACCACUGCCGCCCAAAGUGCCAAAAACGACCCGGAGGUCGGCGCACACGACCCGGGACUCCGACACGCUAUCGAAAGCACAUUUCAGUGGCGGUGGCGGAGCCUAUCGACUGACGCACAAAAUNCCCAAAGUGCCAAAAACGACCCGGAGGUCGGCGCACACGACCCGGGACUCCGACACGCUAUCGAAAGCACAUUUCAGUGGCGGUGGCGGAGCCUAUCGACUGACGCACAAAAUGGGUUUUGCCGGCGCGGGCGCCGGUACCUCAACUCACGGCUACAAACCUGCGCUAAAAAUGGGGUCUAACGCGAGGGCAGAGCGCAAGAGUGUGAACCCCGUGGGCCGACCCAAGGGCUCGACAAAAGCGGCCCUAAAUUUGGCCAAAAAUCGCGUGAAUUCUGUUAACAGAGUUGUGGCGAAAAAUGUGUUGGCUCCAGUUGUGUACCACCACCUGAUUGUGAUGCCAAAUGUGAGCCGUUGUUGGACAGGCUGUCUAGUGUAG
Messenger RNA from Oppiella nova, 1491 nucleotides. The record is from the annotation of a GenBank genome assembly. NCBI's taxonomy places the organism in Eukaryota, Metazoa, Arthropoda, Arachnida, Sarcoptiformes, Oppiidae.